This is a messenger RNA of Rotaria socialis, 1428 nucleotides long. The record is from the annotation of a GenBank genome assembly. NCBI's taxonomy places the organism in Eukaryota, Metazoa, Rotifera, Eurotatoria, Philodinida, Philodinidae.
AUGUCAAAUUUGUAUAUCCUAUUUGAACAUGCAUCGGGCUAUGCAUUGUUUCGUGUCCGUGAAUUCGAAGAAAUUGGUAUGAAUCUGCCACAAGUAGAAGCCAGUGUAGUUGAUUUAUCAAAAUUUGCAACUGUCGUUAAACUUGUGGGAUUUUAUCCAUUUCAAUCCGGUGUUAAUGCACUUGACAAUAUAAAUGCAGUAUCCGAAGGUUUAGUUCAUGAUGAUCUUCGAACAUUUCUUGAUACAAAUUUACCGAAAGAAAAAAAACGUGCUAAAAUGAUUCUUGGUGUUGCUGAUUCACGUAUAGCAUCAGCUAUAAAUGAACAUUUUUCCAUCUCGUGUCAACAUACUGGAGUUAUACCUGAACUUUUACGAGGUCUACGGCUUCAUUUUCCUAAUUUGGUCAAAGGUUUAACCGAUCAAAAUCAAAGUAAAGCACAACUUGGCUUAGGCCAUGCCUAUUCACGCGCUAAAGUUAAAUUCAAUGUUAAUCGUGUUGAUAAUAUGAUUAUACAAUCCAUCGCAUUACUCGAUCAACUUGAUAAAGACAUCAAUACAUUUUCAAUGCGUAUUCGAGAAUGGUAUGGCUAUCAUUUUCCAGAAUUAAUUCGAAUUAUCUCAGAUAAUUAUACGUAUGCUCGAGUUGUGUAUUUGAUGAAAAAUCGAAAAGAAUUUACAAUCAAUCAUGAAGAAGAAUUGGAAGCAAUUACAAUGGAUAGCGGGAAAACAGCGGCAAUUUUCGAAGCAAUGAAAACGACUAUUGGUAUGGAUAUUUCACCCAUUGAUCUGAUCAAUAUUGAAUCAUUUGCUAAGCGUGUUAUUCAUUUGUUUGAAUAUCGAAAGAGUCUACAAGAAUAUUUACGAAGUAAAAUGGGGCAAGUAGCUCCAAAUUUAGCUAAUCUAAUCGGUGAACAGGUUGGCGCACGUCUUAUUGCACAUGCUGGUAGUCUAACCAAUCUUGCCAAAUAUCCAGCAUCAACCAUACAAAUUCUAGGUGCUGAAAAGGCUCUUUUUCGUGCAUUGAAAACAAAAGGUAAUACGCCAAAAUAUGGACUUAUUUAUCAUUCAUCUCAUAUUGGCAAAGCAAGUGCACAAAAUAAAGGUCGUAUUUCACGCUAUUUGGCUAAUAAAUGUGCGAUCGCAUCACGUAUUGAUUGCUUUUCUGAUAUUCCAACUGCGAUUUUUGGUGAUCAUUUAAAACAGCAAGUUUCUGAUCGAUUGAAUUUUUUCGAUAGCGGUAAAUUACCAGCAAAAAAUGUUGAUGUAAUGCAAAUAGCUUUGCAAGAAGCUGAAGUAGAACGUGAACAGAUUAUAUCGAAGGAAAGAAAACGAAAGAAGAAAGAAAAGAAACGUCGUAAGCAAGCUCUUGCAGCUGCAUCACUCGACGCAGAACAAAAGAAUGCGGUUAUGCUCGACGUAACAGUUUAA